CAACGAGGCAUUUGCCCCCCGGCAGCACAUUCUGCAGGCUUUGUAACUGCUGUGCUGGCCCUAAUGUUUUAUGCAGGCCCAGAAGAAACUUUGUAAGAGAAGUCUAAAGAAUGUAGAUGGAGUGACUGACCUUGAGUACAGUCGCUCUGAAGUCAUUGACAGGUCGUUCUCUUGAACGCUGCCAUGCAAACAUACUAAAUUAUUUUCUUUCUUCCAAAAAGUCAGUGAACUGUUACAAAAUUUACUCAGUGUUCCACCUUUUGCAGUAAUUUUGCCGUGAUAUUCCCAGUGAAAUAUUACUGUUUAUGUCUGUGCAAUAACAAUGGAAAGAAAACAAGCUUUUCUUAACAAGUCGUGGAUGCAAAUCGUAUUUAGGAUGGGUUUCAUGUUUGCAGCAUUGGGAGGUUUGGCUUUGAUGAAAAUCAUGUGUGUAGUUAGUUGUUUUAUGCACUGCAAGUCUCAGAUGACUGGGAUUAAGUUCCAAUUUAACAAGGUUAUCCAUUUAAUAAGUGGAGAGAGAUGAGUCAGGGCACAACCCUAGAUCCCAGCUCUCAUGAAUUUAACAAGUAAGGACAGUGUGAAUCUGACCCCUCCACUCUGAAGAGAAUCCUUACUGAACGGUACAUGCAAUUAAAAUUUUUCAUUCUCUUCAAAUUUUGAAUGUUAGAAUCGGAGGAAACAGCCUUAUCGGUGUGACACUGGACCUUUCAUGUGAGCAACUUAAAUUUAGUUCUAAUUUCCAGUGUUCUGAGAAAAAAAAAGAUACUGAGAGAGUGUGAAUUACACUUGAGAGGCCGCUUUCUACUGCACAGUAAUGUGAAGGUGCCUGAGGGGGUCUGGCGUUCACUGAAAUCUGAUUCAGCAAUCUGCUUAAUUACCUACUCGGUGCUUGUGUUGUCUGUGCAAAAGGAAGGAGGGUCACUGCAGCGCUGAGGGUGAAUGUGGGUAACCUGGGUAACCUCUCUGGGAGAUCAGGUGCUCCGUGAGGUUACAGCGUGCCGUGUCUCUUAUGUGCAGGCAACGGGACAGGUUGCUAAAUGGGCAAGGACAGUUGUCAUUGCUGGUGUUCCAGAUGGCCUUCUGCACAACGACGUCAUGGCCGACAUCCUGACGAUUCAUUUCCAAAUGUCGAAGAAUAACGGUGGAGACGUGGAAGAAGUGGUGUAUCCAACAAGGAAAAAAGGAAUUGCAUUUGUAACUUUUGAAGAUCAAGAAGUUGUGGAGAAUGUGCUAAAGAAGGAUGAACAUCGGCUAGAAGACAAGAGGCUGUCCAGAUACUACCCGCUGAAAGUAACCCGGUACUGUGAAAAUGUCUUCAGCUCUGUGACGUCUGUCCUCAAUAUGUCUGUUUUCAAAGAUCAGUUUGUUUUAGAAGAUCUGAUACAAGAACUUAAAAAGAAGAGCACAGCUUUGAGCUUUGGGCCUUUGCAAUCUAAUGGGCACAUUUCUGUUCAAGGGUCAUUUCCAGCAAUCAAAUUGCUGAGAGACUUUCUCUUACUGAAAGCAAAAUCCCUCUCAGAGGAGGACAAAAAGGAAGAAAGUCAGUCCCAUCAGAGACCACGGAGGAGGCUACAGCAACACAGACUUACCACAGAGAUGAGUAAUUCCGUUCAUGAUGUGGAUGGGGAAAAACAAGUUGUUAUUCUUGACACAGAUACAUAUCACUACAUGAAGUACUUUUUUCCCAGGAUAUUCGUAGUAAAUGGUGAUGUUGUAAUUUCUGACAUCACUGACGGUGAUAUAACUACAGUGUAUAUUGAGAGUGCUGGAAGUAGGUCUGAUGCUGGACAGGUAUUAAGAGUCAAAAAGAAAAUUGAAAAUCAGUCUAUAAAACUCCAUAAAGUUUUACGUAAAGAAAAGAUCUACCUUGAGGAUCACAGCAGAGAUGAAAGGCGGAGAUAUAAGUUGGCCUGUAAAAGUCUAAAGCCCCAUUACCCUUCUGUUUUGAUCAUUCCUUAUGAUACUCACAUUGACGUUAUAGGAAAUGCUCAGGAGAUUUUUGAUUUUACAAAGGAGGUGAGCAGUAAGGUUCAGAGCCUGUUGCAACGCAGGUAGAAAGUUAGUGUUUGUGGUGUAUACACACUGUGCUUGACAGAGGGGGUGCGACCUGUGCACCGCUGGCUCACCGCAGAUCUGUCACAGUUCUUCCACUGCAGGCUGGGCCGUCUGGACGCCAGGGUGAACAAGCCCAUUCCCCCUGAAUACCAAAUUAAGUUCAGAAUAGAAAACAAAUGAUCUCUGUAUCUCUCGUGAGCUUAGAGACUAAAGAAGUUAAGCCUCUGUCUAGGUACAGCCUCCUUUUUCCUUUGGUUAGCCACAUUUCGGGCACAUGCACGAUCAUCUUGCUGUCAGGGACUGUAUGAGGACAGAAAUUUUUUUAAAGAGUUCUCAUUAGCACAAGAAGUCAGACUGACCAAGCUGGGCGAGCCAACCUGAUAGGAAAUACUGCGUUGAAGCUGAGUUUUGUUGCUUUGUGCAAGGAGAUGACCACUGAACAGGACUGGUGGCCUUUUUUCUGUUGCCUGUAUCUGCAGAAGGAAGUUCUUACGGAGGUGCAUGAAGGAGACGGAGCUUUGACACUUGAGGGGAUGAAAUGCUUAUUGAAUUUCCAGGCUUGUCAUGUCCUGAGAAAGAUCUUAGAAGAUGGUAUUGGAAGUUGUUGACAGUAGAAAAUAAGUGAGUUUGUUUUCGUAGGAGCAAUAACAGGUUUUUUUCCAGCUGUAACGGCAUCAGCAGCAUCCCUUGACAGCGUGUUAUUUAGAUGUGAAAGUAUACCCAAAGUUUUGAUGUGAAAAUCUUGGAACAUUUAGACUUUUGAAUCAGAUUCUGUUUAUACAAAUCUGUUUCUCUAUCCACUACAAGGAUCCAAAUGCCCAUCCUAGUUUAGACUUUUUAUAAAACCAAUUUAGAAAAUAACCUUUAUUUUGUGAUAUCAGUGCGUUCAGAAUACUUUGUCAAAACAUACAGAGCACCAGCUCAUUUGUCUUAUGUGCAGGAAAAGUUUAAAGGUUUUUUAAUGCCAUUAAAGAAAUU
This is a messenger RNA of Athene cunicularia (burrowing owl), 3033 nucleotides long. It is a transcript of the gene RBM43, whose product is annotated as RNA binding motif protein 43. Lineage: Eukaryota; Metazoa; Chordata; Aves; Strigiformes; Strigidae. The coding region runs from base 940 to 2055 and encodes 371 amino acids. The record is from RefSeq and is a predicted model, not a curated record. Gene Ontology annotation, molecular function: RNA binding. The transcript is spliced from 3 exons.